AAAGAUCUUCUUAAACAUGCAUAUGGCAGACGAUAGCGGAUCUAGCACUGAUAACCCAUCUCAGCCGAGAGAUGCCUCUGAGCAGGAGAGACAGUUGCAAGAGGAGGCAGCACGCAUACAGAGGGGCCUUUGUGUCAUGCAAGAGGUCGUGAAAGCUCGAACAGAAGGAAAGAAAUUUGCCGUACAGUGGAAUAAGAAAGGACAAGCUGUACGGUCAAAUAAAUUUAUCAGCUAUAUUGGGGCAGUGGCACGAAGCACCGUGCCCAUUACAGCGCAGCACUGGAGGAGGGUUGAUCGUUCAGUGCGAGACACUAUUUGGACAGAUGUAUCGAUGAGAGCAGGAAGAGGUUUGUGGAGGGGAAGGCUGGGAGGGCAUUGCGCUCUUUCCGAUAUUUUGUCACACACAAGUACUUGA
Neltuma alba is the source of this 415-nucleotide messenger RNA. RefSeq lists its product as uncharacterized. The transcript is spliced from 3 exons. The record is from RefSeq and is a predicted model, not a curated record. NCBI's taxonomy places the organism in Eukaryota, Viridiplantae, Streptophyta, Magnoliopsida, Fabales, Fabaceae. Bases 17 to 415 code for a protein of 132 amino acids.